AUGACAGAGAGACGUUUGGAGCAAACAUCACUAGUUGAUGAGUCUAAAAUCAUUGGUCGGGAAGGGGAGAAAGAAGCAUUGUUGAAGAAGUUGUUGGGAAAGGAAGAAUGUGAUGAAAAUGUGAGCAUAGUGUCGAUAGUUGGUAUGGGUGGAAUAGGCAAAACCACUCUUGCCAAACUUUUAUUCAACGAAGAGAAAGUGAAGGAUCACUUUGAACUCAGGGCAUGGGUUUAUGCUUCUGAAGAGUUGGAUGUAUUUAACAUCAGCAAGGCUAUUUUUGAAGUUGUAGAUGAUGUCUGGAACGAAGACUACAAUAAGUGGGAACUCCUCCAGAGCCCUCUCCUUGUCGGGGCACCUGGAAGCAGAGUUCUUGUCACAACCAGGAGCACCAAGGUUGCAUCGGUGAUGGACUCAGAAGAAGCUUUUGAUCUGGAGGUUUUGUCAAAUGAGGAUGCUCUAUCAUUAUUUGCUAAACACGCGUUAGGUGAGAAAAACUUUGACAAACAUCCGACACUUAAGUUGCUGGGGGAAGGUAUAGUGAAGAAAUGUGGUAGACUGCCUUUGGCUUUGAAAACACUUGGGAGGGUCUUGAAGGGAAAUAGGAAUGUUGAUGAAUGGGAGAAGUUGUUGAACACUGAGAUAUGGAAUAUAAAUGAUGGAAGUGAGAUUCUUCCAGUUCUAAGACUAAGCUAUUAUCAUCUCCCUUCAUAUUUGAAGCUAUUGUUUGCAUAUUGCUCCUUAUUUCCUAAGGACUAUGAGUUUCAGAAGAACGAUUUAAUCCUACUGUGGAUGGCAGAAGGAUUUUUUUCCCAAUCAGAUGACAACAAAUCAAUGGAGAGCUUGGGUAGUCAGUAUUUUGAAGAGCUCAAGUUACGAUCGGAUGGGAUGAACAUAUCCAAAAGGAAUGAAAAUUUUGAGAAGUUCGGUUACAUUUCACUUGUAGCUCCAAAAUGGAAAUCAUACAUAAAGCUUAAGGAAUUACAAAGAGCGAAGCGCUUGCAAACGUUCUUGCCAUCAUCAAGUUCUCAAAUCGACAGUGUUGUAGUUAAAUCGCUUCUCGAACUACAGUUCCUAAGGGUACUAAGGCUAAGUGGACCGGGAAUCACACAAGUACCACAAUCUAUUGGCAGUCUCAAGCAUCUACGGUAUCUUAAAUUUUCUUUUACUGAUAUCAGAUGUUUGCCCGAACAAGUUAGUGACCUUUAUAAUCUACAAAGCUUAUUGAUUCGUGGUUGUCAUGAGUUAUCGGACUUACCAAAAAGUUUUGCAAAGUUGAUAAACCUUCGACAUCUUGACAUAGAUGAUACUCCAAGUCUGAACAAGAUGCCCUUAGGGAUUGGUGGUUUGACAAAUCUACAAACUCUAUCCAAGGUUAUAGUUGAAGAAGCUAACGGGUUCAAAAUAACCGAUCUUAAGGGCCUAUCGGAUCUUCAAGGUGAACUUUCCAUUAUCGGGCUCGACAAAUUGAUAGAUCCAAUACAAGCAAAGAAUGCCAACUUAGAUCAAAAGAAGGGUCUUGAAGUUUUGGAGAUGAGAUGGAGUAAUGUGUUUGAUGAUUCUCGGAAUGAGAUGAUUGAAUAUGAAGUACUCAAAGAACUAAUACCUCAUCCUAAGUUAAAAGUCCUCAAGAUUUCGAAUAACAAGGGAACACAAUUUCCUAGUUGGGUGGGUGAUCCCACCUUUGAUCAGUUAACAGAGCUUAUGUUACGGGGAUGUAAAAGUACACACUUACCAACACUUGGAAAUCUACGGUCUCUAAAGAAACUGGUGAUCAGUUCUUGUCAUUUAAUAACAUCAUUCUCUCUUUCCGAGAAGAUUAUGGGUGAUAGUGAUUGUGGUAACUUACAACCAAAACUCAUUCCAGCAAAUGAUUUCGGUUUUCUCCCGAUGCCGCUCGCCUAA
Molecule: messenger RNA, 1902 nt
Organism: Lactuca saligna
Lineage: Eukaryota; Viridiplantae; Streptophyta; Magnoliopsida; Asterales; Asteraceae
Source: the annotation of a GenBank genome assembly